Messenger RNA from Chenopodium quinoa (quinoa), 2164 nucleotides. RefSeq names its product scarecrow-like protein 21. Bases 324 to 1949 code for a protein of 541 amino acids. The transcript is spliced from 2 exons. Gene Ontology annotation, cellular component: nucleus. Lineage: Eukaryota; Viridiplantae; Streptophyta; Magnoliopsida; Caryophyllales; Amaranthaceae. Gene Ontology annotation, molecular function: sequence-specific DNA binding; DNA-binding transcription factor activity. Gene Ontology annotation, biological process: regulation of DNA-templated transcription. The record is from RefSeq and is a predicted model, not a curated record.
ACAGGUGCUAUUCUUACUCAUAGCACUCUGCAAUUGCUGUCCCUCAUCACCUCUCUCUUUUCCUCUGCUUCUCUCUCUUUCUCUCUCUCUUAAAACAACAUAUUCUUCUCUUCAACUAACCAAGGUUUCGAUUACUUUCACAAAGAUUCAUGAGUUUGAGUAGCUUGAAAGCGAGAGGGACAUUGGCUGGAUCAACCUGUUGACAUCCAGCAGGAUGAGCGCGUGAGUUUCUGAAAUAAGAUUUGUUGGGGAGAAAUUUUGGUAAAUUUUGUUUUUCUCACAAGAACGAGCAGUACAUUUGUCUGGCAGUAUUAAGCUCAUCGAUGUCGAACAGUUUGUAUUAUCAGCCUAAGAGAGAAGUUGAUACACAUUUCAUGCUUCAGUGUCAGCCUUUGAAUCCUCAACUUUAUUCUAACCUCAACACUGAAAGUUAUGCAACCUCAAAAACUUCCCCAGGUCAGUACAACACUUUGGAAUCAUCCUCUGGAAUCGGCAGCUAUAUGAUGCUUAGCUCCGCGUCUACUCUUACCUUUGCAUCCAGUGGAAGCCCUGGAUCACUACUCGAUUCCAGUUCAUACCCGCCAGAUCAACACUGCUCUCCUGAUUACGCCAAUAACUCACCUGUGACUCCUGUGAGUAACUCAUGUGUUACAGAUGAUUGCAGUGACUUGAAGUGGAAGCUGAGGGAGUUGGAAAACGUGAUGCUGGGACCUGAUACUACUGAUAUUACAGAUGGUUAUAGCAACAUGAUCAAGAGCGGGUCCCAUGUAACCCCACUGGAGAUGGACAGCUGGGGUAAAGUGAUUGAGAUGCUCGCUUGCAAAGAUGUGAAACAGGUUCUUGUUGCCUGUGCAAGAGCAGUUGUCGAGAAUGAUCAGUUGGUCGCCCAAUGGCUGAUGGAUGAGCUGAGACAGAUGGUAUCAGUCUCUGGUAGUCCAAUUCAAAGAUUAGGAGCAUACAUGUUGGAAGGGCUGGUGGCGAGGCAGGCCUCCUCAGGUAGCUCCAUUUACAAAGCAUUGAAGAGCAAAGAGCCUGCGAGUGCAGAUCUUUUAUCUUACUUGCAUAUACUUUUUGAGGUCUGUCCAUACAUCAAGUUUGGCUACAUGUCCGCAAAUGGUGCCAUUGCUGAAGCUAUGAAAAAUGAAAGGAGAGUCCAUAUCAUCGAUUUCCAAAUAGGUCAAGGGACCCAGUGGGUGACUCUUCUGCAAGCAUUUGCAGCCCGGCCUGGUGGAGCCCCCCAUAUCCGGGUAACUGGAAUUGAUGACUCAUAUUCAGCAUAUGCUCGUGGAGGGGGGUUGAAUAUAGUUGGCCAGAGGCUUUCAAGGUUAGCUCAGGCAUUCAAGGUUCCGUUUGAGUUCCAUGCUGUUGAUAUCUCAGGUUGUCGGGUUCAGUUGAAAGAUCUUGGAAUUCAGCGUGGUGAGGCUUUGGCAGUGAAUUUUGCUUUCAUGCUGCAUCAUAUGCCUGACGAAAGUGUAAGCACUGAGAAUCACAGGGAUCGGUUACUUAGGCUGGUUAAAGGCUUGAACCCAAAAGUGGUGACACUUGUGGAGCAAGAAUGUAACACAAAUACAGCUGCUUUCUUGCCACGUUUUCUUGAGACAUUGGACUAUUAUAUGGCAAUGUUCGAGUCCAUGGAUGUGACUCUGCCAAGGGUUCAUAAAGAUCGAAUUAAUGUUGAGCAACACUGUUUAGCUAGGGAUGUGGUUAAUUUGAUAGCUUGUGAGGGAGCCGAGAGGGUGGAGCGCCAUGAACUACUUGGAAAGUGGAGAUCGCGCUUCACAAUGGCAGGGUUUAAGCCUUACCCUUUGAGCGUUUUGGUAAAUAGCACAAUAAAGACACUGCUGAGGAAUUAUUGUGAUAGAUAUAGAUUAGAAGAAAGGGAUGGAGCUCUUUAUCUUGGGUGGAUGAAUAGGGAUUUGGUUGCUUCUUGUGCAUGGCAAUGUAGUUAGUUGCCUAUUGAUUUCUUUGCAUAGUAUCCGAAGCCGAGAAAUCACGUCGUAACUUGUACUCUUAUGCAUUUUCUUAAUUAGUUUCUACUGCUUAUUGAAGUUGCAGGUUUGCAACAGCAGCCCUUAAGCUCCCCUUUGUUUCGAGGAGGCAACUCCCCUUUAUGUUAUUUUGCUUGAAUGAAAGAGCAAGGAAAAAAAAAUCUUUUCCAUCUCAA